Messenger RNA from Dimorphilus gyrociliatus, 1037 nucleotides. The record is from the annotation of a GenBank genome assembly. Lineage: Eukaryota; Metazoa; Annelida; Polychaeta; Dinophilidae.
CCUUUUCCGGUCUAUCAGAGAGACGAGGAGGUGAGUUUUUCGAAAUCGAGGAAUAUCUACGAUUUAAAGCCUUAAUAUGAAAAAAUGGCUAUGAAAACCUUCGUAGAUAUUAAUAAUCUAACGUCUGAAUGUGUUUUCAAAGUUAAUUACAACUCAAUUGUUGAAAUCCUUCGAAAAUAAUAUUCAUAUGAAACACACGUCUCAUACUUUCAGUCAACCUUCUUUAUUUUUUCCCCAUCAGUAACUAGACCGUAAUGGGACGAGUAAUUAGAGCCCAGAGAAAGGGCCGAGGAUCGGUCUUCAAAGCUCACACUAAAAAUCGCAAAGGUGCCGCCAAAUUGCGCCCGGUGGACUUUGCCGAAAGACAUGGAUAUAUUAAGGGUGUUGUAAAGGACAUCGUUCACGAUCCUGGACGUGGCGCUCCUUUAGCUAAAGUUGCAUUUCGGGAUCCGUACAGAUAUAAGAUGAGAACUGAAACAUUCAUUGCUGCCGAAGGAAUGUACACUGGACAAUUCAUUUAUUGUGGAAAGAAAGCCUCUCUUCACAUUGGUAACAUUAUUCCAAUCGGUCAAAUGCCUGAGGGUACAGUCGUUUGCUGUCUUGAAGAAAAAACCGGAGACAGAGGCCGAUUGGCUAGAUCAUCUGGAGGUUAUGCUACUGUUAUUUCCCACAAUACUGAUACCAAGAGAACCCGGGUCAAGCUCCCAUCUGGAGUAAAGAAAGUUGUACCAUCAUCAAACAGAGCUAUGGUUGGUAUUGUAUCCGGUGGUGGAAGAAUUGACAAACCAAUUUUGAAAGCCGGUCGGGCUUACCAUAAAUAUAAGGUUAAGAGAAACUGUUGGCCUAAGGUUAGAGGUGUUGCCAUGAACCCCGUUGAACAUCCUCACGGUGGUGGUAACCAUCAACAUAUUGGUAUGGCUUCGACUGUUCGUCGUGAUACAUCAGCUGGACGAAAGGUCGGUCUUAUUGCCGCUAGACGUACUGGAAGAUUGAGAGGAUCCAAACAAUUAACUGGAAAAGCGGCUAAGGAAGAUUGA